This is a messenger RNA of Ruditapes philippinarum (Manila clam), 1198 nucleotides long. RefSeq names its product plexin-B2-like. The transcript has 6 exons. Bases 89 to 694 code for a protein of 201 amino acids. Gene Ontology annotation, molecular function: semaphorin receptor activity. The record is from RefSeq and is a predicted model, not a curated record. NCBI's taxonomy places the organism in Eukaryota, Metazoa, Mollusca, Bivalvia, Venerida, Veneridae. Gene Ontology annotation, biological process: regulation of GTPase activity; positive regulation of axonogenesis; regulation of cell shape. Gene Ontology annotation, cellular component: semaphorin receptor complex.
UAAAAAAGAGAAAGAGAGUUCUAAGCAAGGAAGGGGGCUAUUACCAGAGCUGUAUCUCAACAGACUAUUCACAACUAAGCAAUCAUUGAUGGAAUAUAUGAGACCACUAUUUGAUAUCAUUUUGGACCACGAUAAAUGUCCCCCACCCACCAAAUUCCUGUAUGAUUAUCUGGACGAGUUAGGAGAGAAGUACAAAGUAGAUGUAGAGACAGUACAUGCAUGGAAAAGUCACAGUUAUGCUAUUAGAGUAUGGGCAAGUCUUAUGAAGAUGCCCAAUCUCCUGUUUGAUGUGUCGAUACCCUCGUUCAUGGACGAUAAUCUGGAGAUAAUCAGCCAGGUGUUUAUAGAAAGCUUCUCCCUCAGUACACAGAAGUUUACAAAGGAUACCCCUCCUCAGAAGUUAAUUUUCCAUCACGAAAGGAAUCACUAUAAGGAUAGGGUGAAGGAGUUCUACAAGAAUGUUAAAGUUGACCAGCAAGAUGCAGAGGGAUUCAGGCAAUACAUGGCAGAUGUCAACAGACUGCAGCAAGCAACAGAGUUUAACAAAGUGUCAGCACUAUACAGAUUUUAUAAACAACUUAAACCAUAUUUUGAAGACAUUAUUGACAAUCUUGCAACAAAUAAAGAAGCCAGUAACCUGCAGCUUGACCGGAAACUGGAGCAAGUGAUCGCUAUUAUGGAGGAGGAUGACUAGAAAUCUCGUGCACAAGACUGUUUGAAAAACUGAACAAAGUUACGUGUGCAUAAACAUUUUUUUGCAAAAUGAACACUAAAUACUAUGUGUGAGCAUGAAAAUUUCGUGCACAGGGAUAUUUGUAAAAAAUAAUCAAACUUAUGUGUGCAUAAAUAUCUUAUGCAAAAACGAACGAGAAAAAUGUGCAUCAAAAUAUUGUGCAUUAGGAUAUUUGUGAAAAUGAUCAAAGUAUAUGUGCAUAAAUAUCUUAUGCAAGAUCUUGUAUAUAAAGAUGAAUAAAAUAUACAUUGUAUGUGCAUCAGAAUUAUCAUGCAGAACUUGUGUAUGAAAAGAAACAAAGUGUGCACCUGAAAAUCUUAUGCAGAAAUAAGUGUGAAAAUGACCAAAAAAAAUAUAAUAUAUUAUAUACAUGAAAAUCUUACACAAAAACUUGUGUGUGAAAAUGAAUAAAAUGAUAUAAGAAUGAAAAUGUCAUGCUAACGAUGUGUGUGAAAAUGAACAAAU